GUUGUGUCCUGGAGGCGGCGACAGAGAGCGCCAUUUCUGUAAAAACAACAUCUCACCUUCUUUCUUCAGUCCAAGUGCUGGAGCACGUUUGAGUGACCAUGGAGUGCGUUUGCUGUCAUGUAGUUGAGCGUUAAUACGGCGUGAAUAGCAGCGGAGAGGAGAGGGGGGACUUUCAGCGAGGUGACGAGGAGCCUCGGGUCGGAACCAUGGCUGCACGGGAGGAAGGAGAGCUUCUGCACGGUAAAAUAAGGCACCACGACGGCGCUGGAAGUGUAAACAGCUCGGAGGGCUUCAGGAACGGCUAUGUGAAGAGCUGCGUCACCCCCCUGAAACAGGACCAUCAGAGGGGAUUUUUGUGGAGCGUGUGCAGGUUUUGCAACGAAGACAUUCUCAGUUCCAAACUGCUCAAGGUCUCUGCCCUGUACGUCGGCGCGUUUGUCGCGCUCGCCUUCUCUUUUCUCAUCUCUAGGAGCUUGCAAAGUGACUCGCUGUGGGAUUUGCGGACUUUUUUGUCGGGCUUCUCCCAGUCCAUCAGUCCUUUAUUCAGCAUAGGAUGUGCUUUCUUCUUCCUGACGUUCUACCUGCGGAGGAGGAAGAAGGAGAGCAGCAAAUGUUGGCUCCUGUCACUGCCAGCGUCGUGCUACCUCGGGGAUUUUUUGGUUUUGCGCUUUUUGCAGUGGGGAGAGGAGCAGCACCAGAUGCAAAUGGUGGGCAGGUUGUUAUUCGUGUUGGGAUGUGUGGGUCUGCUCACGCUCAUCCCGACGCUCAAACUCAAACACAGCGUCCUCAUUCUGGUCUUCGCCAGCGUUGUGUGGCUGGUGUCUUUCACAAGUUUGAGCGGUCUGCCCGCUCUGCUCCGGCCGCUCUUCGCCUGCUUCGCCGGGGUCUCCGGCUCCCUGUUGGGGCUCUGCUUCGACCGCUACUACCCGUCGAGGGAAGUGCCGAGCGGGAUUUCCAGCACCGAGGAAAAGGUCCCGGUGAUCAGACCCAGGAGGAGGUCCAGCUGCGUGUCUCUGGGGGAGACGUCCACCAGCUAUUAUGGCAGCUGUAAAAUGCCUCGCAGACCUUCUUUGCCCUGCAUAUCCAGAGAACAGAUGAUCCUGUGGGACUGGGAUUUGAAGCACUGGUAUAAGCCACAGUAUCAGGGUGCAGUGAGUGGCAACGGUGUGGAUCUAUCGGUCAUCAACGAGGCCAGAAAUCUGGUGUCGGACCUGCUGAUGGACUCGUCUCUGUCUCCACACACCAUCUCCGCUCUGCGCAGCGUCUCCAGCCUCAUGGGGACGUUCUCGGGGUCGUGCCGCCCCAGAGUCAACCCUUUUACCCCUUUCCCGGGUUUCUAUUCCUGCGAUGAGGUGGAGGACUCCGUUGAGAGGAGCGACAGGAAACCUAUUAAGGGUUUGAGCAGCAGAAACAGCCUCCCGACGCCUCAGCCCAGGCGGAGUUCCACCUCCUCGGCGUCCUCCGUUCUCCCUCCUCUGGACUGCUCCUCACGCUGGGAACGUAACAAUGGCAAGAGACCCCACCCUGACCUCAACUUGACCAGCUCAGGUUUGUCCAAUGGGCCCAAUGCAAACUUGCUGACCAUUCCCAAGCAGAGAUCCUCCUCUGUUACCCUCACAUACCAUGCAGGGCCCCGGAGAGCAGGCACGUCUCCCAGCCUGAGCCCAGUCACCUCACCAAGCCACAGUCCUCCUGUAGUCGGUAGUUCUUCAUCAUCGCUUGUCACUCGAUCGCCUGUGGAGUUCCCAGACACUGACUUCCUGACAAAGCCGAGUGUCAAUUUGAACCUGCACAAGCUUGGCUACACACUCAGCUCACCAGAUUUCCAGCAGGCCUUCCGUAGCUCCACCUUACCUCUCUGCACGAGCUGUGGGCGUCAGAUGCUCAAGGGAGUUUCCAGCGGCGAUACAGCAGAAUCCCAUCAACCGUUUAGCAGCGAGGCUCAACGGGGACGCUCAGGUGAAGGAGUGGAUUUCACAGGGGAGCCUCUGAUCAGAGAGGAGAGCGUGGAGGCGGACGUGUCUGGAGACGGGAAGCCAGACGUCGGAGGAAACCAGGGACUGGCGGAUGAGGAGAAGGAGAAGAGCCAGAGCACAGAGCAGCAGACUCAGGAAUCAGAGGGUGAACAGGAGUUCAGGUUAGAUCCAAUGCGAGGACACGAGGAUCUAAUGGAGAGGAUGAACACCUGGAACUUCCAAAUCUUUGACCUGGUGGACAAAACAGGAGGGAAGACCGGAAGAGUCCUGAGCUAUGUGACAUACACCCUUUUCCAGGAUAUGUGUCUGUUUGAAAUUUUCAAGAUCCCUGUGAAGGAAUUCAUGACAUAUUUCUGUGCUCUGGAAAACGGCUACAGAGACAUUCCCUACCAUAACCGGGUCCAUGCUACUGAUGUGCUCCACGCUGUUUGGUACCUGACCACUCGACCAAUCCCUGGGUUCCAGCAGAUCCACAGUGAGCACGUGACAGGAAGUGACACAGAUUCAGAUAGUGGAAUCUCUCCAGGCAGGAUAUCCUACGCCUCCUCCAAGAGCUCCUCGAUUUCAGAGGACAGCUACGGCUGUCUGGCCUGGAACAUACCUGCCCUGGAGCUCAUGGCCCUUUAUGUAGCAGCUGCAAUGCACGACUAUGACCAUCCCGGUCGCACAAAUGCCUUUCUAGUAGCCACUAAUGCACCUCAGGCGGUGCUGUACAACGACCGCUCGGUGCUGGAGAACCACCACGCUGCGUCUGCCUGGAGCCUCUACCUGUCCCGGCCCGAGUUCAACUUCCUGGUCAACCUGGAUCACGUGGAGUUCAAACGUUUCCGCUUCCUCGUAAUCGAAGCUAUACUGGCCACAGACCUCAAGAAGCACUUUGAUUUCCUGGCUGAGUUCAACUCCAAGGUGAAUGAUGUGAACAGUCCAGGAAUUGAUUGGACCAAUGAGAACGACAGACUGCUGGUGUGCCAAGUGUGUAUCAAGCUGGCAGACAUCAACGGACCGGCCAAAGUCCGUGACUUGCACCUCAAGUGGACAGAAGGCAUCGUCAAUGAGUUUUAUGAGCAGGGAGAUGAGGAGGCCAGGCUGGGAUUACCCAUCAGUCCCUUCAUGGACCGCUCAUCCCCUCAGCUGGCCAAGCUACAGGAGUCUUUCAUCACCCACAUCGUAGGGCCUCUUUGUAACUCCUACGAUGCUGCUGGCCUACUUCCUGGCCACUGGAUCAAUGAAGCAGGUUCAGAUGAAGAUGACGAGGAGGGGCAGGUGGACAUAGACACGGAUGAAGAUGAGGACGAGGAAGAUGAGCUUGAAGAUGAGCUGGCACCAAGAAGGAGGAAAAGCCGGUUGUUCUGCAGCAUCAUGCAGCACCUGACGGAGAACCACAAGGUGUGGAAGAAGAUCAUCGAGGAGGAGGACAAGAGCAAAGAGCUCGGCAAACAGCAGCCAGCAGACAGCUUGCCCACCUCCCCGUCAGACGACAUCCAGGUGAUCCAGGAGGAGGAGGAGGGAGAGGAGCGUCAGUAGCAGGACACGAGAACAGAACAGAGAUGUGUGAAGAAGAAAAGGAGAGGCAGCAGAAGGACACGAGUCCCUCGACCACCUGCCUUUCACUGACAAACAGUUGACAAAUGCACAUAAAACACACUUUGCUCCCUCACACACACACACACACACAAAUACAAACACACACAUAUUGAAAUAUUCACUGUGCAGACACUCAGAUGCUUAAGCAGUCACGUUGUUUUUGGAGAAACAAAAAGGCCUUACUACUGUGAGCGGAUCCUUACUGCAACGGUGGGGGCCCAACUCCUAUGCACUUUCACCCCAUGGAGAGUCAAGUGCACCCAGAAAAACAAGCACCAGAACUGAGGAGGAAGGUGCAGAAGAAGAAGAAGAGUGUGGAUGGGGUCCAGCAUUAACUUGCCCUCCAUGGUAACCUGGCUGUGAUGCUGCCUUGAAUGCAAAGCGCUUAACACCUCCCUUAGGUACAAAACAAUUUCUGUAUAUUUAAAAAAACAAAAAACAAAAAGGUAGAGGAAAAGUACUGACGCAAGUGACAUCAUGAAAUGAUCGAUACCCUUUACCAAAGUGAACAGUUCAUACAUGGAAAGACAAGAGACUGACACUGUUUCAGCCUCAAUGUCAGGUAUAUUUUUGAAUUAUAUAUAUAUAUGCAUAUAUAUAUCAAAUGAUGUGCCUGUCUGAACCUUUACUAAGUCCAUAUUGGCCCAGAGCCUAGGCUUGUGUAGUUCUCUCUCCUUGCUGGCGACACGAAACACUGUAUCAGACUCAGUCACAGAGACAUUAUUGAAAUGUUGACUGAUUAAUAGCAUUAUAUCUGCAUCAUUUUUGAUGCUUUUACUCAUGUGUACCACCCGUCUUUUUUUUUUUUUUAUUCUUUAACUCUCUGUUCUUUAUUUUGUUUGAGUGUGUGAAUACUUUUGGCAGGAAUGUGAUAGAGAGAAUGAGUAGGGAGAAAGCGAGCACAUUUUUAAUUAUUUUAGUAUGUAAUUUGUGUGUAUGUUUGUGUGUCCUUUUUAGUAAUGGUCGGUUUCUAAUCAGUGAAAUGUCCUCUGAUGUUUAACAUGUCGCAUUCAGAUCAGGAGUGCUGUUUCAAUGAAUGGAUUCUUCAUUUUUCCUUUUUUUUUUUUUUGAUUCUAAGUAUUUUUUUAAAGGUUACUCAGGAUUCACGCAAAGUUGAAUAAUUAUUUUGCAAGAAUUUAUGUCAUUAAUAUGAAAUACACUUUAAAAAAAAACGAAGAAAAUUAAAAAUCUGGGUGACUGAAGUAGUUUGUAAUCUCUUAAUGAACAACGUGACUACAAACAAAUUCAAGCGAUUGAAAUCCUCCGUGACAGAGGAGCAGACAGUAUGUGCUGUCUCCUGGCCAUUCAUACACUGUUUGCAUAACCUUUUUACAACCUCACUGGCGGAAUAGCUUCUAGAUUGUCAGCAGACUGCAAACGUCUCUCCUGAAGCUACACGAUACAUUUUGCAGUUCUAUAGCAGUACAUUAGGCAGUUUUUUUUUCUUUGUAAUUCAGUAUUCUCUGCAUCGUUUUGUAAACCAACAGUCUAAAUUCACAUGAGAUGAACUGAAUCCUCAUCCAACCUUCAUUUUUUUUGUCAAAACCCAUAACUCGGCCAGUGUCUCAAGAAGGGAUCCAGGGUUUCAUGUCACUUUGGUUUUGUUUCUCUAUAUAUAAAUAUAUAUUUUAUGACAUGCCACGAGGCAGGUCACAAAACUACUAGUUCUCUAAUUUUGUCUCUAAGAACUCUUGGCAUUCCACUAGAAAAAGACGUUUUGUCAAAGGGAAGGCACGGUUGUCGCCUGGAUCCUUAUUAAAUCAUAACCUCUGGAGAAAAAUGUUAAGUAAGCAGUGUAAACCGAGAUAGUAAUAUUUAAAGACAAAAAACUAGAUACAGAUGUGCACAUUUUAAUACCAAACAAGUGUUUAGCCGCUGUACAAAAGAGUAUGUGCAUAUAAAUAUAUAUUUUUUAAAUAAUCAAAUGAAUGCAUCUGUUUUCUACACACAGCUGACAUGUUGUACAUUGCGAUCCUGUAAUUUACCUUUUGUGUUUCCAGAGUUUUUAUCGACUUCUAUUUACAGGUGUGGAACUGUGGGGGCUUGGUGUUUUUGAUUUUGGUUUUUCCACUUCAGUCUCUCCUUUUUUCUGUAUCGUAACCACUCUUGUAUCCCUCACUGUCUCUCUCUGUCACUGUCGUAUCACUUGACCCAACUAGUGCCAAACCUUCCCUGCAUACUGUAGUUUGUGGGCCGUGUUAUGCUGAUCGGCAAAUAUUUCUCUGGGCUCCGGUACUGUUCGUGCGAGAGAAACGGUCAGAUGUCCCUCCAGGAUCAAGUGACAGCAACAAGAGUCAGAGUUGGACUCGGGUUAGGGCCGUGUACACGUUCUGACAAAUCUGUCACCACUUUUUGUUCUCACAUGGACCCACGCUGGAUCAUAAAGCCUCGGUAGCUCCUGAACCUGACAUAUUCUGGCUCAUUAAGUUGUAAAAGUGUGUUCGCUUCUCACUGUGCAGUCCUUCAAACCACAGUGUCCUCUGAUGAUUGUGCCAUAAAUACAUCUAUGAAUGGUUGUUACCCUUAUGCAGCAUCAAUAUACGUACGUUUGUCUAAUGUAACCAUUCACCCUUAUCUACAUUGUGGGGGCAACAGAUUUUUUUGUUGUUAUUUAUAGCUGUCAUAAAACACCAUCCCUUAAGUAUGA
Acanthochromis polyacanthus (spiny chromis) is the source of this 6207-nucleotide messenger RNA. RefSeq names its product phosphodiesterase 3B (gene pde3b). The record is from RefSeq and is a predicted model, not a curated record. Gene Ontology annotation, molecular function: protein kinase B binding; 3',5'-cyclic-AMP phosphodiesterase activity. Gene Ontology annotation, cellular component: membrane. Gene Ontology annotation, biological process: signal transduction. Lineage: Eukaryota; Metazoa; Chordata; Actinopteri; Pomacentridae.